AUCAGGCAAAUUUAAAAAAAUUAUAUGAAAACAAAAUGCUUGAUCUUAAUUUUACACCACCAAUCACAAUCACAAAUAGUACUGAUAUUAAUUUUUGGGAAGCGUUUAAACAAUCCUUAAAUAAUAACAAGAAUGGCCCAUAUAAUCGAACUCGAAUUCUUUCCAUUAUAGCUGAAAAAUUUACUUAUUCAGAAUUACAAGAAAAAUUACAGAUUUCCCAUGCUAUAAAACGUUAUAUAAGAAUAGGAUACAAUGUUUCAGAAGGAUCAAAUAUUGUAGAUGCAGCAAAGGAAUUAUCAGGAACAUAUCUCGCAAAUAUUCAACCUAAUAGAGCUAAAAAAGAAGUAACUCAAUUAGAAGACAAUUCUGAAAAACUUAAUGAAAAAAAAAAGUUAGCAUUAAUACUAUUUCAGGAAUUUCUAAUUUUUUUUAUUGGGAAUGGCCAAUUGAUGGCCCAUUCGCAGAGACUUCAAUAUAAUGAGAGUAAGUUGUAA
Molecule: messenger RNA, 494 nt
Organism: Racocetra fulgida
Lineage: Eukaryota; Fungi; Glomeromycota; Glomeromycetes; Diversisporales; Gigasporaceae
Source: the annotation of a GenBank genome assembly